Molecule: messenger RNA, 2554 nt
Organism: Zea mays
Lineage: Eukaryota; Viridiplantae; Streptophyta; Magnoliopsida; Poales; Poaceae
Exons: 4
Coding region: 364-1392 (342 amino acids)
Source: RefSeq, a predicted model, not a curated record
GCGCUCUCUCCCUCCGCCGCUAGCCGCUAGGUGCCGAGGCCUUCAUCGGUCUUCCGCUGGCGACGGUUCGCCUCGCGCGUGCGACGCCUGGGUGGACAACCGCCGCGGCGGCCUCAGGUGCCGAGGCAUUCGUCGGUGUCUUAGCUGGCGACGAACACCACCAGAUCCCUACUAACUUCGAACCUUUUGCAAAAGUUAUCGAGUGUGCAUGUGUACAUCCAUGCCCCUUUAUUGGCUCCGCCCCAGGUGGCCGACGAAUUUGCAACGUCUUUAUAAGACGGCUGUAAAUCUGUGACAGUUAAUAUUUUGCAGUUGAAGCUCUGUGAUUUUGCUGUGGGCACAUUCUGUUUAUUGUCUUAUGAUAUGGCAGAAUCACGGACUGUUUCGAAUUCUGAGAAUAAGCGCACUCUCCCAGCAUGGAUGUUGAAAGCAACCUCAGGUAAUCAAACAGCAAAGACCGCAGAUCAGAAUAAGCAGGCACUGGAAUCUGCUGACAUUGGGGCUCUUGAUCAGAGCAAACCCAUCAAAAGGAACAACAGACGGCCGCUAAAAAACUUGGAUUCAGUAGCUGCUGGUGAACUGGGAGUUUUGCAGCGAUGUGAGGGUAGAGGAAAGGCCAGAAGGAAGAGCAAGGAUGCUGUCAAAGAUGAAGUUGAAGAAAUUGUGGAAUUAAAGAGUAAGAAUGCAAGAAAAACGAGUGGAAGAGGUGCUGCAAAGAAUAGCAAGAAACGGAAGUUGGAUAAUGUCGAAUCAGGACCAUCAUCGCCAGUAUCAACUGAUGAUGACAUAGAGCUUACUGUUGAGGAUCUUGUGAGCAUAGCUGAAGAGUUUGUUAAUGCUGAUAAACAGAAGCAAUGUGAACUACAAACUGUGGAGGUUACCAGGCAUAAAGAGCAUCAUCUGUGCCCUAAAAUUUCCACUGAGGUAGAUAGAGGGCAGUCAGUAGUAAAUGCUCAAUCAGUGAAAGGAUCGAUGCAGUGCGCAACAGCCACAAGUAAUACAGGUGCAAUCAAGUAUACAGAAGAUGAGAGCACUAGCCAUCAAGAAGUGCAAUUUUCAAGUUUCAAAACGACAGAAGAUGUUGCUCAGGAUAUGAUAAACCUGUUAUUCGGUCACCUAUUGAGUAAACCUGUUGCCAACACAGAGAAGUCUGAUCCUGUAGAAUCAACGACUAGAACUGUAAAUCAGGUGCCAGAGGGGAGAGGCUGGCACAGCGAAGUACCAAGGCAGGAGGAACCUGUGAAGAAACCAGAGCCUGUAGUAGAAUCAAUGCCUACGACUAUAAAUCAUGUGCCAGAGAAGAAAGACUGGCGUAGCGAGUUAACAAAGCUGGGCGAACCUGUGGCAAAGAAGAAGAGCAGCCUCAGGGACAAGGUGGCCUUGUUUCUUUGACUGCAUCAGAUGAGAUUUGGGCAGUAGAUUGUGAUUCGUAUGGGACCGUGUCUGCUGGUUCUGAGCGUGUCCCAGUCCCACGGCAUUGUUUUUGCAUAUAGUUAUACCUUUGGUUAAUAAGCUGUCCUCUUUAAAUCUAGCAAGCCAGCCCUCACUGUUGCUAGAUGGUAUUCCUGUGUAUAAAGGAUGCAUGGUGCAUUUUCUGUUGGUUGAAGUACGACUGUAUGAAGUAUCGGUGUUCCUCAACGCGACAACUACACUAGAGGGAAGCGGUUUAAACAUCGUAGAGUUAUUAGGCAUGGAGGAGCCCAGCUAUCUCCUUACUCGCCAUGGAGCCUUUGCAGAAGUUGCUGGAGACUGACACAGCUGAGAGUGUCCUGUUCCCAAUCAUUUACAGUGCUGCAAAACUAUGGAUCAGUAUGGGCGCUGAUGAUGCAGCCAUCUUCGUAAAAGUGGUAAUGGAUCGUUGUCUAUCUUUGGGAGGUUUGGUUGCUAAUAAACAAGCAGAAGUCCAAUCUAAUGUGAUGACCUUAACACGAUUGAUAUUAUGAAGUGGUUAAUGUCCAAUUAAGUGGUAAUGUGAAGCUUCUCAACAAAGCUGGCUGAGUGAAACUGCUAAACUAAGUGUAUAGGAUCAGAAGAGGUUUCCUUUGGACAAGCUCUGGCGAUCGGCAGAUGCAAAAAUUUGGGGGCAUUGAGUGUCAGACCUGGAUGUGCACAGAUUGCCACUCCCGGUAAUGCUGUUGACAGGCAGUUCAUCAAGGCCAACACCAUCCUCACUCUUGGGGAUGAGGAAUACCAAUGGACAUGGGUGUCGAACUUCUACGCCGCAUGCAACAAGAACAGAACGGUCAGGGACGUUUUGCACGGAGUAUGUUUCUUGAAUACGAAAACAGUGACAGAGAUGGCAGAAUUGUUAUGCUAUGGGACUUUCUCAGUAACAGAAAGACCUGACGAGAAUGAAACCGGUUAGCUCUGGCACCACAACCGGAAGAGCCGCGACAAAAGCCGUGGGCGGGGCUUGUGCCUUGUGGGGAGGAGUCCUGUCAAACGAGUUUGGCUCCGGAGCGGGGCUCCUGUCUUUAUGUACUCCCCUGUUCCAAAAUAGUUGUUUUAGCCUUUUAACAAAUUCAUUCAAUAAUUAAUAUAUUUGUUUUGUAUA